AUGAAUAAAAAUAAUAAUAUUAAAAAAAGAGAAAGAGAGGAAGAAGUAGGAGAAGAAGAAGGAAAAAUAAUUGGUGUUUUAUCAAAGAGCGAUAAAAGUAAUAAAAUAAAGAAAAAUAGUAAUAAUAUUGAUUCAAUUAAAGAUUUAAGAGAUUUUAAAAAAUUAAACUAUAACUCUACUAAACUAAAGCAAUUUCAAGAGAUAUCAACAUUUUUGGGUAUUAAAGUAUGUGGUAAGAAUAAAUUAGAGGUGUAUCAAAAUAUAGAGAAGCAUUUAGAGUUUAAAGAGAAAAUUGAAAAAGAUUGCAACCCAGUGGAUGAAACGAAUGCAUUUAAUAAACCACAACCUAGAUUGACCAUCACCGAGAACAUUCAAGUUACAGAGAUCCUCUUUUGGAAGGUUUUUAGAAACAUCUAUAUCUUUAAUAAUAUAUUUAGUAACACCAAUUUUCCAUUCAAGUCAAUCUGCAGUUAUCAGAGAUUAAUUAAUACCAAAGAUAUAGUAGAGUCGUUUAGCAACGGUAUUGAAAUCAUUAGAGAUAAAAUCAAAGCGGCCAAAUACUUUACCUACAAUAGUUUGGAGUUCAUAUACAACAACAUUACCAAAGAGUCCGAAGAGAACAUUCAGUUUUACAACCAGCUAUUCAAAAAUUAUCAAAAUCAUAUCAGUAUCAAUGAAAUCAACAAUAUAGUAAAUCAUAACUAUACACCAAUUGGAGAUAAUAUAGCAAAUAGUCAUUACGAUCCAUCAAUAGAUAACAAUAUUAUUAGUUCCAUUAACAACUAUAAACAUUUAAAAAUGUUAAACUACCUAAUAACAAAUCAAUAUUUCACCAACACAACUGUAUGCAUAAACCUCAAUAAUAUCACUACCACAUCAUCACCAACAUUAAAAAAAUUGAUAAAAAUUAUAAAAAUCAUUAUAAAUUUAAAUUCAUUCAAUUUAACAAUAGAAAGAGAUAUAAAAAAUAAAUAUGAACAUUAUAUUGGUUUAUAUAAAAAUGGAAUUUAUAAUGAUUAUGUUGUAAAUAUUAAUAGAAAUAAUAAUAUCAAUAACAUUAAUAAUAGUAAUAUGGGUAGUAAUAAUAAUAAUAAUAAUAAUAAUAAUAAUAAUAAUAAUAUAAAUAUAAAUUUAGAAAAUAAUAAGUUAUUAUUAAAAGAUAUAGAAUCAUAUAAUUUCACCAAAGAUCAAUUAAAUAGUGAUUUUUUAAAGAUUUUAUCAAUUGUAAAUUUUUUAAACGAUAAAGAUAAAGAUAAAAUUAAUAAUAUAAUAGAUCUGUUCAUCUCAAUAACCAAAGAUAAUAUAUUAUUAUAUACAGAUCAAGUAACAAUAAAUAGUCAUAAAUCAAUAACUAUAAAAAACAUAGAUCAAAUUUUUUUAUUUAAUUAUUUAUAUAAUAAUAUUAGUAAUACAGAUAAAUAUGAAAUAAUUUUAAAUUAUUUUGAAUUAUUUUUAAAAUCAGUAAAUCUAUAUUUAUUAUUAAUUUCAAUAAUAAAAUUAGAUGAUUUUGAAUUAAUAGAAAAAAUACACCAAAAGUAUAGUCAAGAAUUAAAUACAUUAUAUUCAAAUUGUGAUUAUAUAGUAGGCUUGGUAAUAAACUCAAUAAGGUCAACUCAAGUAUUAGAGUUUUAUUUCAUAAACUAUAAGGAAAUAUUUUUCGCAAAUGAAAAUUCAUUUUGGCAAAGUAUAUCAAGUAUGGAUGUUUUAGAGCAUUACGAAACAUUGAUGAAGAGAACCAAUAGAUUCAUGCUUAUCGAUAGUAAUUAUGAAAUGCUAUUUCUUGAAGAUCAAAAUUCAUGUACUCUCAGUUACAAUAAUAAUCCAAUUCUAUUAAAGCUACUUCACAGAUCUCUAAUGUCAUGGCACCAAAACCAAGAGCAACCAACCCUUUACCAAAUUUCAAAGCCAUUCAAAAUCGAAGUAUAUUCAAAAUAUUUAGUAGAGUGUUUAAAAUACAAUACAAAUAGUGCAGAUUUAUUAGUUUCGAUAUUCAACAUAUUCAAUGAAAUAGAUUUCAUUCAAUUAUUAGCAUUAUAUAGAUUAUUUCCAUUUAAAGUACUAUAUUGGGUAUCAAGCAAUUACUCUAGCGAGAAACAGAUAGACUCGUCACCAAAUAGUAGAAUCUACUCAACAGCAAUCAGUGUUUUGAACCCAAUUUAUAAUCAGCGUUCAAUUCAGAUCCAAAUUACAUUUGAGCAAUUAUGCUUUGCUUUUAUAUAUGGUCGUAGAUUCGAGGAGGCUAUUGUGCUCAUACUCCAAUUCGCAAGUGGUAUCAACAUCGAUUUCGUAGUGUUCCCAAAGUUUUUUAAAUCAAGUAUACUUUCAGUCGAAUUCUUUGAACAGAUCAUUCACUUUUACCUAAGAUUACAAGAAAAAGAUGUUUCUGAACCUGAAACUCAAAGAGGUGGGCUUCAACAACAACAAUCAUAUAAAAUAACUUUAAAAUAUCUCAUUGAAAAAAUUUUGAUGGACUCUGCUCAAGAUGGCAACUAUGAUCUCUUUAAAAUGUUUAUUUUUAAAUUUGGUCAUUUAAUAAAGAAAAAAGGUCAACCUCUGCUAUGCAAAUCUAAAAUUAACGAUAUCUUGGAUAUGGCAAUACUUUCAAAUAAUUUAGAAAUUAUCGAAAUUUGGUCUUCAUAUUUUCCAAUGACAAUGUAUUUUUAA
Molecule: messenger RNA, 2664 nt
Organism: Dictyostelium purpureum
Lineage: Eukaryota; Evosea; Eumycetozoa; Dictyosteliales; Dictyosteliaceae
Exons: 3
Coding region: 1-2664 (887 amino acids)
Source: RefSeq, a predicted model, not a curated record